AUGUAUUCCAAUAUAGUUAUGGCAAAAUCAAGAGUAAGUACUCUGAAAACCUUAUCUAUCCCUAGAUUAGAACUUCAAGGGGCAGUACUGGGAGCUCGUUCGGCUAGAACAAUAAGAGAAAAACACAGUAUUCCUAUAAGUCGUCAGUAUUUUUGGACGGAUUCCCGGACAGUAACCAGUUGGUUGAAAUCAGACCCUCUCAAACUUAAGCCAUUUGUGAGUCAUAGAGUUGAUGAAAUAUUGGAUAUAUCUGAAGAGAAUGAAUGGAAUUGGAUUUCAACAAAGGAGAAUGUAGCAGAUGAAGGAACCAGGGAUAGUAUAAAUUGUGAAUGGUCGGAAUUAAGUAGGUGGAACAUUGGUCCAUCCUUCCUCAGAUGCGAUGAAGACACGUGGUUCAGAGAAAACGAAAUAGAGAUAGACAAAGGAGAAAAUGAAGAAAUGGACGAAUUUUUCAGUGAAAUGAAAAAAGAAUACGUUGCUCUGAUAACGGAAGGAGACAAUUUAAUUGAGUCUAUUCCAAAAAUUGAAAGGUUUUCAUCUUAUCUUCGACUCAUAAGGUCAACUGCCUGGUUGUUGAUAGCUAUUCAAGUUUUCAGAGGUACCAUAAAAUCGUUCUUUGAGUUAUUACCAGAUGAAGUAGACAAAGCUGAAAAAUUAUGGUUUAAACUUGUACAGGAAGCAUGUUUCAGGGAAGAAAUUCAAAGUUUAAAGAAUAAGAAGCCUGUCGAUAAAACGAGUAGACUUUAUAAAUUAUCGCCAAUGUUGGAUAGUGAAGGAAUUGUAAGGAUAAACGGAAGAAUAGGAGAAUCAGAAGAUAUCUGUUAAGAAACAAAAUUUCCGAUCAUUCUCGAUAGAAAGCAUUAUUUUACACGUCUUUUGAUCCUUCAUUAUCAUAAAAGAACCAGUCAUCAGGGACAAGAGUUGGUUUUGAAUGAGUUACGACAGAAGUUUUGGAUUUUACAAGCUCGAGCUGCUGUCAGAAGUGCAUGGAACUCUUGCUAUAGGUGCAGGAAUUUCAGAGCGAAACUCAUAGUCCCAGAAAUGUCUCCACUCCCA
Molecule: messenger RNA, 1056 nt
Organism: Harmonia axyridis
Lineage: Eukaryota; Metazoa; Arthropoda; Insecta; Coleoptera; Coccinellidae
Exons: 2
Coding region: 1-825 (274 amino acids)
Source: RefSeq, a predicted model, not a curated record